AUGGCCACCCGCCGCUGCACUCGGAAGCCUUCGCUGGUGCCUGGAGUCUCUAGGAUGGUUUGGAAGCACCUGGUCCUCUUCUUCCUCUGGCUGCCAUCGCUCGUUUGGGGCGGAGCCUCCCCCACCUCCUGCCCGGCCGCUUGUUCUUGCAGCAACCAGGCCAGCCGGGUCAUCUGUACGCGCCGGGAGCUGGUGGAGGUGCCCGAGAGCAUCUCCAUCAACACGCGGUACCUCAACCUGCAGGAGAACAACAUCCAGGUCAUAAAGACGGACACUUUCAAGCACCUCCGUCACCUCGAGAUUUUGCAGCUCAGCAAGAACCUCAUCCGCAAGAUUGAGGUGGGAGCCUUCAAUGGCUUGCCCAACCUCAACACGCUGGAGCUUUUUGACAACCGGCUGACCACUGUCCCCACACAAGCCUUUGAGUACCUCUCCAAGUUGCGGGAGCUGUGGCUGAGGAACAACCCCAUCGAAAGCAUCCCUUCCUAUGCCUUCAACCGAGUCCCUUCCUUGCGCCGGCUGGACCUCGGAGAGCUCAAGAAGCUGGAGUACAUCUCAGAGGCAGCUUUCGAAGGCUUGGUCAACCUGCGCUACCUGAACCUGGGCAUGUGCAAUCUCAAGGACAUCCCUAACUUGACAGCCUUAGUGCGGCUGGAGGAACUGGAGCUCUCUGGGAAUCGCUUGGACAUGAUCCGGCCAGGCUCCUUCCAGGGGCUGACCAGCCUCCGCAAAUUGUGGUUGAUGCACGCCCAGGUGGCUACCAUCGAACGCAACGCCUUCGAUGACCUCAAGUCCUUGGAGGAGCUCAACCUCUCCCACAAUAACUUGAUGUCGUUGCCGCACGAUCUCUUCACCCCCUUGCACCGCCUGGAGCGUGUCCACCUCAACCACAACCCUUGGCACUGCAACUGCGACGUGUUGUGGCUCAGCUGGUGGCUCAAGGAGACUGUGCCCAACAACACCACCUGCUGCGCCCGGUGCCACGCCCCACCCAACCUCAAAGGGCGCUACAUCGGAGAGCUGGAUCAAAGCCAUUUCACCUGCUACGCCCCAGUUAUAGUGGAGCCUCCCACUGACCUUAAUGUGACUGAGGGGAUGGCGGCUGAGCUGAAAUGCCGGACAGGGACCUCCAUGACGUCCGUCAACUGGCUGACGCCCAACGGCACGCUGAUGACGCAUGGUUCCUACCGGGUGCGCAUCUCAGUCCUCCACGAUGGCACGCUCAACUUCACCAAUGUGACCGUCCAGGAUACGGGACAGUACACUUGCAUGGUGACUAAUUCGGCGGGCAACACCACGGCUUCGGCCACACUCAACGUCUCAGCGGUGGACCCAGCCACCACAGGUUACACCUACUUCACAACGGUGACCGUGGAGACCAUGGACCCGGGCCAAGAAGAAUCCGUCCCCACGAAGAAGGAACCUGGGCCGACGCCGUCUCAGGGCUGGGGCAUGACUUAUUCCACCACCUCACUGACCCCUCGCAGCACCCGCAGCACGGAGAAGCCAUUCACCAUCCCCAUCACCGACGUCACCGAGAGCGGCAUGAAGGACCUGGACGACGUCAUGAAGACCACCAAGAUCAUCAUUGGCUGCUUCGUGGCCAUCACCUUCAUGGCUGCCGUGAUGCUCAUCGUCUUCUACAAGCUCCGCAAGCAGCACCAGCUUCACAAGCACCACGGCCCCACGCGCACCAUCGAGAUCAUCAACGUCGAGGAUGAGCUGCCCGCCUCGGCCGGGGCGCCCGGCGACAGCCACCUGGCUCUGCCCGCCAUCGAGCACGACCACCUCAACCACUACGCCGCUUUCAAGGCCCACUACAACAACAACAGCGGUGGCGGACCCCUCACCUGCGGCUCCAAGAACCCCAUGCUCAAUUCCAUCCACGAACCUCUCUUGUUCAAGAGCAGCUCGAAAGAGAAUGUCCAAGAGACACAGAUAUGA
Molecule: messenger RNA, 1944 nt
Organism: Podarcis lilfordi (Lilford's wall lizard)
Lineage: Eukaryota; Metazoa; Chordata; Lepidosauria; Squamata; Lacertidae
Source: the annotation of a GenBank genome assembly